Leptopilina heterotoma is the source of this 1291-nucleotide messenger RNA. RefSeq lists its product as uncharacterized. The coding region runs from base 328 to 597 and encodes 89 amino acids. NCBI's taxonomy places the organism in Eukaryota, Metazoa, Arthropoda, Insecta, Hymenoptera, Figitidae. The transcript has 3 exons. The record is from RefSeq and is a predicted model, not a curated record.
UACCGACUCCCACCUUGCUUCAAACAGAUCAAGCUCCUCUGACAACGUACUUACUGAUUUUACUUUACUUUUACAUUUACAACAAUAUAUACACACAUAUAUAACAUAUAUAUACAAUUCUUACUCUCUCGCCUACCUUCAGAGCGAUCUUUUACCCACCCCUUCUUCUUAUUCGAGAAUUGUAAGCAGCGCGGUAAUUCGAACAUUUUACAAGACUACCGCGCUAGUUGUUGGCCGACUUGUCCGGCGAACGGAAACAGCCGUCUCGCAAAAAACACCUUUUUUUCCUGAGGAAGAAGACUGCGUUUUAACGCGCAAAUUAACGAAAUGAAAUUCCUUGCUCUAGUCGUUUUUGUUUUGGCCAUUGGGGCCACGGUAUUUGCUCAGGAUUAUAGCCAACUCUUUGCUGGCUUUGGACCCUACCUUCGACUCUCUUCUGGAAUGAGGGAUCCAAGGUCGAACAGAGGUCCAGUUGUCUUUCCAGUGGGACCGGCAUCGAAUCCGGCGGAAACCAGUGGAGUAAUAGUGGGUGCCAGCGGUUACGGAUUUGUGCCACCAAAUUCAGGUAAAGCAAUUAUUGGAAAUCCAAAGCCCUGAGGAGCAAGAAUUUGUCAAAAAAAAAAAAAACUCGAAAAUGUAAAUAAAACUGGACAAGCAAGACCUCCUUUUAAAACUGGAUGGUCUGCGCACUCGCAUCAGCACACGCAAAAAAUAAUAAUAAUAAAAACCUUCUUCACACACAUGGACCCAAUUUCCAUCAUCCUUACAUAUCUAACGUAUUUCGAUACUAUUAUAAAAAAAAACCCCAUUUGUGUUCAAUUAAUUUAUUAAUCGAACAAAAUAACUAAUUUUUUUCUCUUAUAAAAUUCCGCUAAAUUCAAAAAAAGAGGUGAUUGUAAUUUUGGGUAUAUUUAUAUAUGUAAAAACAGGAAUGAAUGUUAUUUUAAAAUAUGGUCUCAAAGGAAGCAUGAUUUUAGUCACUAAUAUUUAAUUUAUAUUAAAUAUAAUUUAUGAAUAUUUAUAAAAUGGUGGAUGAGAUAUAAUUUCGAGCUGCUGGCAAUUCGGAAAAAUAUUUUCUCCUUCUCCUUUUUCCUAAUUGUAUAUGGACAAUUUAUAAAUGUGUAAAUGGUGAUUCGAAAAAGAAUUUUCUCCUUUUCCUUCUCCUUAAUUGUAUAAACAAUUUAUAAAUGUGUAAAUGUCGAUUUGAAAAAGUAUUUUCUUCUUUUCCUUCUCCUUAAUUGUAUAAACAAUUUAUAAAUGUGUAAAUGACUAAUAAAAUUUAUGAAUAGUG